Messenger RNA from Marchantia polymorpha subsp. ruderalis, 1934 nucleotides. The record is from the annotation of a GenBank genome assembly. NCBI's taxonomy places the organism in Eukaryota, Viridiplantae, Streptophyta, Marchantiopsida, Marchantiales, Marchantiaceae.
GCUCUCUCCGUGCACUGAGUCUCCUAGUGGCAGUGUAUUACAACGGCAGUUCGAACUUGAGAAUCGCCUGGAGACUCGCUGUAUAUGUCGUGCUUGGGUCCAGCUGAAGAGCUGCGGCAAUUUCUCAUGCGUCACUCGGUCUUGCGUCUGUAAUCCCACCCGACUGUCGAUUUGCAUCGUUUGUGAAAUUUAAGCGAGAAUUACCGACAUGGGGAGAGCUUCACCGAGUGAGAAUGAGAGCGAGGAGGAGAGCGGGGAAGAGAGCCCGGUCUCGGAGGAGGAGAAUGGGUUAAGUGGGAGCGAGGAGAACUCGGAGGAUUCAGAUUCCGACGCUGAGGGAGGAAUUCAAGAGCAAGUUGCAGAUGUUCCGUUCGAGGAUCUUCAAAAAUUAAAAUCCGAUGGUCGAACUACUCUCUUUUCUCGAAGCAAGCAAAAGGUGGACACAAAGCGGGCUAACAAAAAUAGACCGAUGGAAGUUACGAGCAAAAGACCUGUCGGAAGGUUCAGGGAAGUGAUACAAGCACCAAAACGUGUCAUUCGGGAUCCACGUUUUGAGUCCCUUUGUGGCAACUUCGAUGAAAGCAGGUUCAAGACAUCAUACAGUUUUCUGUACGAAAAUGAACUCCCAGCCGAACGUGAGAGGCUACGGGCUCUUAUCAAGAAAGGAAAAGCAGAUGAGGAAGCUAAGCGUCACAUUGAGUGGAUUGACAAGCAACUGAAAGAAGAGGAACAGAGGAAGAAACAAGCAUCCAAAGCAUCAGAACAGAAAGCAGUAGUAAAGCAAGCCGUGAAGGAGGGAAAGAAGCCCUACUUCCCGAAAAAAUCUGAGUUGAAAAAGCAAGAACUGGUCGAGAAGUACAAGGAGUUAAAGUCAAGUGGGAAGCUGGAGAAAUUCAUGGCCAAGCGUCGCAAGAAGAAUGCUGCCAAGGAUCACAGAUUUGUGCCGUACAGGCGAAGUGUUAACCAAUCUGAAUAGUUAGUUUCACGGUCCAUAUCACCCAAGAAGAUUCAAAGUCAUUGUAGUCACUUAGACUUAGUCAAUUAGAUAUGUAACAAGUUUAGUCAGAAUCGCGGACGCAGUUAUGAUGAGGAGGGGGUGGAGGGGCGCGGAGAUUUUCAAUCUGUACAUUACAGAUGAAAAUGAGACCAAGACGUAGGUAGAAUCAGCAUUUCAACAAUUUUCCUGCAUCCAGAGUGGAUGACCGAAAUGUUGUCAUUUCUUUAGAACACCUGUUCGAAUAAUAUUUAAAAAAUCAAGCCUUUAUCAUCCACCGGGAGACCAGUGUUUGUUGUUAAACUUCCACCCUGUGGAGAUCAAUCCAUAUUUAUCAAAUCAAAGUUUCUGUUCACUUGACGUAAUUAUCAAAGUGGUUAGCGUGAUUGCUCAGUUUUUAUCCUCCUCUAUCACGAAGAGAACAUCAGGACUUCGUGAUGGGAACAUGAUAUUUCUCAGCACUCCUAUCUGGUAUCGAAGUUGCAGCUUACUGAAUUUUUUUGAAGAAUGGAACCGGAGAUUUUCAGCUCAGAAUACUUCUAGUGACUCUUAGGAAUGACUAGACAUCGGCAUUAGCAUGCAGUUGGCCAAGCAAUGGAAACCCAGCAGAAUACCAAUGUGGAUGCAGUACAUUAGGGUCGUCCAAGAUGGAUGUUGUUGAUCCAGUCAGGCCUCUUUACGGUCAGUCUCGUUUUGGGCGGUUUAGGGGGAGCAACGAACUGAAUCCGCGCAUGUGAUUCGCUUCUCUCUCGCCUGGGUAUAAUCGGAGGUGAAGAGACUCUCCAAGGUGUCAGAAUUGAAUCCCAAGCUCUCAUUUUCUCCACAGUUUCGACGGGGCUUCCUCUUUGCGCCUCCCAAGUCUGGUCAUGUUGGUAGUUACCUAGGGAGUGAAGAGCGCGUAAUCGUAUUUUUUGUUGUUCCAGUGUCGGUUUGUCACGAA